GUUCACCAAUAUUCGAUCCACCUAAGCUUAUGAUUAACCUCUACAACACUCCCACCGCCACCCCUCACGCAACCCCAACCCCACCUCACCUCUUAUAUAUAUACAACUCUUACCCUCAUCAUCACUCACAUAUCAAAAUCCAAAACCAACAAUGGCACUUGAAGCACUCAACACCACCACACCGCCACCGGUUCAAGACUCUUGGAACAAAGGAAAACGCUCCAAGCGCCCACGCACCAUGGAGACCGAAGAAGAAUACUUAGCUCUAUGCUUGAUGUUACUUGCACGUGGCAACCCUUCCGCCACCGUCUCACCACCGCAUCAUGCCUACACCUGCACCGUAUGCAACAAGACCUUCCCUUCUUAUCAAGCACUUGGUGGCCACAAAGCCAGUCACCGGAAAAACAUUCCCGACGACCACCCGUCAACCUCCACUACCACUUCUGUUUUGAAGCCUAGUGGAAAAUCCCACGAGUGUUCUAUUUGUCACCGAUGUUUUCCCACCGGCCAGGCACUCGGUGGUCAUAAGCGACGUCACUACGACGGCGGCAGCAGCAGCGGUGUUACAACCUCCGACGGAGCUGCUUCUAGUCAACCGCGUGAUUUUGACUUGAACUUUCCGGCUUUACCUGACUUCCAUAUGGGAUUGAGCAUCGACUGUGGGAAGAAAAGUCAACUGUUGGUUCAUGAACAAGAGGUUGAAAGUCCACUUCCGAUGAAGAAACCGCGUUUGUCGUUGGAUUAACUCAAGAUGACAUCAUUAUUAUCUCAUUUGUUUUUUUUUUUUAUAAUUAUACUUUGAAAAGAUUAGAAUAGAAUAUUGGAUGGAUGUACAUAGAAUAGAACUAGAAGAUAGAAUUCUUUAUGUUGCUAGGAUAUACAAUUCAUUUGAUUCGUUAUGGGAAUUUGUUUUGUGUUAUGUUAAAAUGAAUAAGGUUUGAUAUGUUAUAUGAUUAAAA
Helianthus annuus (common sunflower) is the source of this 959-nucleotide messenger RNA. Its product is annotated as zinc finger protein ZAT10. NCBI's taxonomy places the organism in Eukaryota, Viridiplantae, Streptophyta, Magnoliopsida, Asterales, Asteraceae. Bases 152 to 745 code for a protein of 197 amino acids. The record is from RefSeq and is a predicted model, not a curated record. The transcript has a single exon. Gene Ontology annotation, molecular function: DNA-binding transcription factor activity.